Messenger RNA from Lachancea nothofagi CBS 11611, 807 nucleotides. NCBI's taxonomy places the organism in Eukaryota, Fungi, Ascomycota, Saccharomycetes, Saccharomycetales, Saccharomycetaceae. The record is from the annotation of a GenBank genome assembly.
AUGAGCUCUGUUUCCAAUUCCAAGCUUAUCGUUGUCAUCCAUCAACUGCGUCGAAAUUUUCUUCGAAAUCUUCGAGUUAGCUAUUUUCGGACCUUUAAGAAAGGCACUGCAAACUGCAUAAAAAUAUCUACUCCCAAUGUUAUAAGAGCAAGACCACACAAAAAAAUGGAGCUAAAAGAAAUAGAGGAGCAUUUGAUCGGUGCAUCACAUGCAAGUGAUCAACACUUGAGGCUCCCCCGCGAUAUUUUCCCUAACAAGUUUCAAUAUGAAAUAAUUCGGCACAGGGCUGUCCUUCUGUUGCUUAGCUCGGAGUUGGUACUUUGUUCCUUUUUGUUUUAUAUGGGAUUGCAAGCUAAUGAGGGAGCCAAACUUGUUAUUUCAGUAUUUGUUGUCUUCGGUGGAUCAGUUGCUACCUUCAUUACAUGUACGAUGACAUAUUAUGCCGCGCUCGACCGGCCGAAGACCGCAGCGAACAGACUGGCGCUUGUGAAAUUUAUAGCGGACUUGAAACCAGGAAUUGACAUGAGAGAGUGGGAUGUUAUUGCUGCUCGAAUGAACUUAUCUAUGCAUCGCAGCAGCUCAUUGGUUUCACCUUAUUUCUUUUACGAUGGUGAGUCGUGCUAUUCCUACUUUAGGAGCUGUUGCCUAGUGCCUUUCUUGGCAUUCAAAAGCGCAAACGAUGCAAAGGAAAAUAAGGUACCUUUAAGUGAAUAUCAGCGCAUGCUUGACCAUGCUAUAAGAAUAUACGAAAGGGCGAACGAGGACUGGCAACAAGUAGUAAAUGGAAAUUCGUCGCUGGAAACUUAG